UUCAUCAAAGUUCUCUUGAGUAAUUGAGUGUACUAGAAAGCAAAUAGUAGAAGCAUGGCCCUCUCAUUAUUCUCUCAAAGAAUUACCACUCCCAAAUCACACCCUUCAUCUUUAAUAUUAGCCCCAAAAUCCCACAAAAAGAACCAUAAUUUUAACAUCAUCAAAGCACAAUCAGGAAAUGGAAAUUUGGAUCAUUUACAAAGAGCAAGCAUCAAGACUCCACAACAAAAACAACCCAUCAAGAAAAGAGUAGUCCAAUCUCCUCCAAUUGGCUUAUGGGACAGAUUCCCAACAGCAAGAACAGUCUCACAAAUGAUGGACACAAUGGAAAGACUAAUGGAAGAUCCACAACCAUACCGAGUCGACCGCGGUAACCCGUGGGGCCCACAAGGCGAACCCACAAGCAGUUACAGCAGGGGAAGAACACCAUGGGAGAUCAAAGAAACUGAACAAGACUAUAAAAUGAGGUUUGACAUGCCUGGAAUGACUAAACAAGAUGUGAAAGUAUGGGUUGAAGAGAAGAUGUUGGUUUUGAAAGCAGAGAAAUUGAAGAAAGAAAACAAUGAUGAAAAUGAAAAUAAUAAGGAAUGGAGUUCUGAGAGUUAUGGAAAGUAUGGUUUCAGGAUUGGAUUGCCUGAGAAUAUACAGUUUGAGAAGAUUAAAGCAGAGGUUAAAGAUGGUGUUUUGUAUGUAACUAUUCCUAAAGCUCCUGUUUCUUCAAAGGUUUUGGAUAUAAAUGUCCAGUGAAUGAAAUUGUAGGGGCUAGAUUUGUUUUGUUUUAAUAUAAAUAGCAGUUUUCAAAA
Molecule: messenger RNA, 803 nt
Organism: Helianthus annuus (common sunflower)
Lineage: Eukaryota; Viridiplantae; Streptophyta; Magnoliopsida; Asterales; Asteraceae
Product: small heat shock protein, chloroplastic
Exons: 2
Coding region: 55-747 (230 amino acids)
Biological process (GO): response to heat
Source: RefSeq, a predicted model, not a curated record